Lampris incognitus (smalleye Pacific opah) is the source of this 2158-nucleotide messenger RNA. RefSeq names its product coenzyme Q6 monooxygenase (gene coq6). Gene Ontology annotation, biological process: ubiquinone biosynthetic process. The coding region runs from base 151 to 1599 and encodes 482 amino acids. The transcript is spliced from 12 exons. The record is from RefSeq and is a predicted model, not a curated record. Gene Ontology annotation, cellular component: mitochondrion. Lineage: Eukaryota; Metazoa; Chordata; Actinopteri; Lampriformes; Lampridae. Gene Ontology annotation, molecular function: 2-octaprenyl-6-methoxyphenol hydroxylase activity; FAD binding; oxidoreductase activity, acting on paired donors, with incorporation or reduction of molecular oxygen, NAD(P)H as one donor, and incorporation of one atom of oxygen.
CACAACAUGGCUGGAUUAUAGAAGGUGCUCGGCUGAUAUUUUUAGGUCAUAGUCAAGGGGAAACGUCGCACAGCUGCUCGAAAACACCCUGUAUUCAAAGUUGGAAUCGUAUUCAUGUUUGGCACAAUACGUAUUGCGUAGGGAAGUAGAAUGCACAGUCUUACCAAGGCGACUUUGGCCUUCGGUGGAAUUGGUCGGCGUUAUAUUACAGUAAAACACAAGCAUGCUUUAACAGUCAUCAGCCGCGGAUUAGUGUGCACAGUCCACGGGGAGGAUUGUGAAAACAAUGAGGUAUAUGAUGUUAUUAUAUCCGGAGGAGGGAUGGUGGGAUCCGCCAUGGCCUGUUCCUUAGGCAUGGACCCCAAUUUAGUGGGGAAAAAGAUUCUUCUGCUUGAAGCUGGCAACAAAAAAGUGAUGGACAAGGUCCCAGACACCUACAGCACCAGAGUCAGCUCCAUCAGUCCUGGGUCUGCCACACUCCUCAGUGGGAUUGGAGCAUGGGAUCACAUCACAAGCAUGAGGUGCAAGCCCUAUCAGAAGAUGCAGGUUUGGGAUGCCUGCUCCGAUGCCCUGAUUACAUUCGAUAAGGAGAACCUGCAGGAUGAGAUGGCAUACAUCGUGGAGAACGACAUCAUUGUGGCUGCACUCACAAAACAGUUGGACAGCCUCUCUGAUAAUGUGAAUGUCAAGUACAGGUCCAAGGUGGUGAAGUACGCAUGGCCCAUGUCUUACCAGGUGGCUGACUCGAUUCCUUGGGUCCAGGUCAAGUUGGCCAGUGGUGAGACCUUUCAAACCAAGCUACUGAUUGGCGCUGAUGGACCAAAUUCAAUGGUGAGGCGGGAAUUGGGGAUACCCACCGUCAAGUGGAAUUAUGACCAAUCUGCUGUGGUUGCUGUGCUGCACCUUUCUGAGCCCACCGAAAACAAUGUCGCAUGGCAGAGAUUCCUCCCAACAGGACCCAUAGCGAUGUUGCCGUUGUCCGACACAGAGAGCUCUCUGGUGUGGUCUACCAGCCACCGCCAUGCUGAAGAACUGCUGGAACUGGAUGAGGAGAGCUUUGUGGAUGCCAUCAACUCUGCUUUUUGGAGUAACGAGAACCAGUCUGAGUUGAUCGAGACGGCCGGCUCUAUGUUCCGUAGCGCCCUGUCAGUCCUCAUACCAUCCGCCGGCUCUGCCCGCCAGCUGCCUCCCAGUGUAGCAAGGAUCGGUCCAAAGAGCAGGGUCAUGUUCCCACUGGGCAUGGGUCAUGCAUCUGAGUACAUCAGGCACCGGGUGGCUCUCAUUGGGGAUGCAGCCCACCGCGUUCACCCUCUGGCUGGUCAGGGAGCCAACCUGGGCUUUGGGGAUGUGGCUUUCCUCACGCAGGUCCUGAGCCAAGCAGCCUUUAACGGGAAGGACCUUGGAGCGAUGCAGCACCUGUUGGAAUACGAGACUGAACGGCAACGACACAACCUGCCCAUGAUGGCUGCCAUAGACCUCAUGAAGCGUCUCUAUUCCACUAAUGCUGCCCCUGUGGUUCUCCUUCGCACAUUUGGUCUCCAAGCCACCAACAUGUUACCACCGCUGAAAGAGCAGAUCAUGGCAUACGCUAGCAAGUGAUGCUUUGGUUACGCAGUGACUAUUUAAUGGACCCCAAGACUGUAUGCUGCUGUGGCUUUUUGAAGGGAAUGUAAAAGUGUAAAUUAAUAAAGUUUUAUUUUAUUCUUUUUUGUGUUUCUUGUUAUAAGUCGAGCAAGAAGGACCAGUGCCUCAUAUUGCGAAAGAAGCGACAGCACUGUCAUGGGCUACACGUGCAGACAUUUUAAUAUACGACGUGAGCACGGAUCGAAAAACUAGCUCGCUGUAUGAUCAACUUGAGGUGAAACCUAAGUACAGUUUUGAUUCUUUCUUAUAUCCUGAAAUGGCUGAUCACAGGUGGAUUUCAUCUUGAUAAAUAAGUACAAAUCUGUGCAAUUUUCACGUUUUAUUAAAACAUACAUAUUUAGUACAAAUAUUUCCACUGACAAGGUUUCAUAAAACAACAAAAUGUACAUGUCUGUCAUCAGGUGAUUCAGCUGAUGAACAUCGAGGCAUUUGUGCAGGAUUGUUGCGUUGCUGCAAUGUAUAAGCAUUUUUGUUUUUUUUUUGGUUUAAAUACUUCACUAAUAAAAGUUUACAC